Molecule: messenger RNA, 1950 nt
Organism: Thermothelomyces thermophilus ATCC 42464
Lineage: Eukaryota; Fungi; Ascomycota; Sordariomycetes; Sordariales; Chaetomiaceae
Exons: 2
Coding region: 315-1727 (470 amino acids)
Cellular component (GO): fungal-type vacuole membrane
Source: RefSeq, a predicted model, not a curated record
UUUGAUAAGCAUAUCACAUGGAUUUUUCUCGACAACUCGGAAAGAUGGCCGGCCUGCUUUGCUCCCCGCACUUUUCGGCCAGCUUCUUGUGCGCGAAGCCGCUCAAGUGUCGUCGGCGUUGUUGACGGGUUAAGGCCGAGUCCCUUCGUCGGGCGGACCAUGCGUCUCGACUGUCUCGACUGAUCGUGACCGUGUGCCUCCCUCCGUGUCCACCCCCUCAGCCGCCCGCGAUCUCGUGUGGUUCUGCAUUGCGGAUUGCAAAAAAGAUCGUUCAAGAGACUUUUUUGUCGCCGCCGCAUCGCGUAUCCCGAGCCAUGGCCACGCAACCAACAACAACGACGACGACGACGACGACGCCGCCGACGACAACAGGACCACAGGGCCCUGUCGCCAACGCGGCAGGCACUCGCCCCGAGAACGUCCUCGACGACGCCUCUUCGCUCAAUGAUGGCGUCCACGAGAAGGGAGCACCCGUCGGCCUCUCCAAGCGGGAAAAGGCGAAGCAGCAUUUCCGCCGCUUCUGGUGGGCCUAUGUCCUCGCACUGGUCAUCUUCCUGGCGAUAUUCCUCCCCAUCUUGUUCAAGGUGAUCAUUCCAGCAAUCAUCAGGAAUGUGGUCAAGGACCAGGAGCUGCCCGUGAGGGGAGGCGCCCUCAACUUCACGGCGCCGACGCACCUGAACAUGAGCAUGGACACCAUGCUCGACACGCCGCUGGGGGUCAAGAUCGAUUCCGUGCCGCUCAACCUCUACCAGCCGCCGGCGGACCCCGAGCACGACGACACGGACGUCAAGGGGCCGUUCCUGAGGCUGCAGAUGCCGGACCAGCACGUCAACGGCGAGACCAAGAUCCACGCCCCGGAGCAGGUCGUCCAGGUGCUCAACCAGACGCAGAUCACCGCCUGGUUCAACGAGUUCUUCGACAAGGAGCUCGUCGACCUCCACAUCAAGGCUAACGACAUGAGCGUCCACCUCGGCGCCCUCGACUACAAGGUCGACAUGGACAAGACGGUCAAGGUGCCGGGGCUCAACUACCUCAAGGGCUUCGGCGUGAUCGACAUGAAGUUCUCCAUCCCGGCCGAGCCGUCCGGCCGCAACCUGCGCGGCCACCUGCUCAUCCCCAACGCCGGCGUCAUCGCGCUCGGCAUGGGCAACGUCUCGUUCAACAUCAUGGCCGGCGACGUCAACCUCGGCCUCGUGCGCCUGUACGACUUCGACCUGCGCCCGGGCAACAACACGCCCGCCUUCGACGGCGAGUUCUACUUCGACCAGCUGAUCCCCAACCUGCCCGCCAUCCUCGACUCCCAGCGGUCCGCCCUCGCCGAGGGCGUCGUCGAGCUGCACGCCAAAGGCAACAGCACCAUCAACUACGGCCGCCACAUCCCCUACAUCGAGGGCGUCCUCAACAUCAAGCGCGUCCCCAUGCGCAUCCCCGUCACCACCCUGCUCGUCGACCUCAUGGAGGCCCUCGUCUCCCACGGCGACGGCAACGGCAACGGCACCUCCUCCCAGGGCGUGCCCCUGCUCGACCACCUCGGUGACGUCCUGGGCAACAGGACCCUGUUUGAGCAGAUGCUGAGCCACUGGGAUAGCACUGGUGGUGGUGGUGAUGAUGCAAAGGGAAGCGCCAGCGGCGGCAAGAAGAGCAGCUCGCUGACCAGGUCCGUCAGGAGGUCGAUGCAUACCAACAUCUUGAAGCUGGGCCUCAGGAGGUUGCGGUCCAAGUUUUGAUCUGACCGGGACGGGGAAUGGGUAUUAAUUAUUUCUUGAGAGUAUUAAUUGGGUAUUAAUGUCGUUUAUGACGCCAGAAGAGGCAGUGACGUGACUGUGGAGAAGACCGUGAUCAGUCCACGACUAACUAGGUAUGGCAUGGAUGGGUAAUAAUUAUAUACCUUAGGUAACGACGAGCAUAAUGAUACAACGUAUAAUGUUCAUGACUUUGUCUGUCUCCCGG